CCCACGUGCUUUGCUCACUUCAUUCUCUCUCUCUCUCUCUCUUUUCACAACAGCUGCGACAACCAACCAAACAGCAAACACAAGAGAUGGCCUUCGGUGGUGGACGUGGAGGCGGCCGUGGUGGCGGCCGUGGUGGUGGACGCGGUGGCUUCCGUGGCGGCCGUGGUGGCGGUCGUGGCGGUGGACGCGGCGGCGGUCGUGGCGGCUUCCGUGGUGGUCGCGGCGGUGGUCGUGGUGGUGGUCGCGGUGGCGGUCGUGGUCGUGGUGGUGGUCGCGGACGCGGUGGACGUGGUGGAGGCCGUGGCGGAGGCCGUGGCGGAGGCUCGAAGCAGGUCAUGGUUGAGCCCCAUCGCCAUCCUGGCAUCUUCGUUGCACGUGGCGGAAAGGAGGAUCUCCUGGUGACACGCAACACGGUCCCUGGCGAGUCUGUUUACGGCGAGAAGCGCAUCUCCGUGGAGACGCCUGAUGCCGAGGGCACGGGCACAGAGAAGGUCGAGUACCGCGUGUGGAACCCCUUCAGGAGCAAGCUGGCCGCCUCCGUCCUCGGUGGCGUGGCCAACAUUCACAUGGAGCCUGGCUCGAAGGUGCUGUAUCUCGGUGCCGCCUCUGGCACCACCGUGUCACACGUCGCAGACAUUGUUGGCAAGGAUGGUCUCGUGUACGCCGUCGAGUUCUCGCACCGCGCUGGCCGCGAUCUCAUCAACAUGGCAAAGCGGCGCACAAACGUCAUCCCCAUCAUCGAGGAUGCCCGUCACCCACACAAGUACCGCAUGCUCGUCCCCAUGGUCGACUGCAUCUUUGCAGAUGUCGCACAACCAGAUCAGGUGCGUAUUGUUGCGUUGAACGCCGACUUCUUCCUGAAGAACGGUGGCCACUUUGUGAUUAGCAUCAAGGCGAGCUGCAUCGACUCGACUGCGCCGCCCGCUGCUGUGUUCGCGUCUGAGGUAUCAAAGAUGAAGCGCUUGCAGAUGAAGCCCAAAGAACAGCUCAGCUUGGAGCCCUAUGAGCGUGAUCACGCUGUCGUCGUUGGCACGUACAGGCCGCAAAAGAAGAAAUGAUUCCUGUCACCCACCUCCAAGCAUAGUUGACUCUCUCGUGUCUUGUGGUUACCUGUCUAAGAUUUUCCCUGUCAUUACAUUAAACUUUGAUUUGAGAAA
Molecule: messenger RNA, 1157 nt
Organism: Salpingoeca rosetta
Lineage: Eukaryota; Choanoflagellata; Craspedida; Salpingoecidae
Product: rRNA 2'-O-methyltransferase fibrillarin
Exons: 5
Coding region: 87-1058 (323 amino acids)
Biological process (GO): box C/D sno(s)RNA 3'-end processing; rRNA methylation
Cellular component (GO): nucleolus; small-subunit processome; box C/D methylation guide snoRNP complex
Molecular function (GO): histone H2AQ104 methyltransferase activity; rRNA methyltransferase activity; RNA binding
Source: RefSeq, a predicted model, not a curated record